GUUCCACUAACUUGUUCAACAGAGAGAGGCUGCAACCUGCCAAAGCCUCUGCAAGGAAAGACACCAGUGUGCAAGAGGAGAGCGGAAAAGCUGGUUGUUUAUAACGUCAGGCAGCAUUAGGGCAUCUUCGCUCUACUCUGCGAGCUGUCUGCUACAGGGAAGCCGCUCCAAAAGGAAAAUCCAGCAGUGCCCAUGACCUGCAAGCACAAUAUUUGAUCAGGACGGCGGGGCGGGCACCAACCCUGGCAAACUGAGACACACACAUGCUCGUUAAUACACAGGAGAUCAGGCAGAAGAACACUGGGGCUCUGAGUCUGGUUCCAUGAGGUUCUGCAGGAUGCACUGGGCUUCCAUCCUGAUAGCGGCUGGGCUGUGUGUGGUCUCCUUCGGCCAGUAUGAAGAAGAUGAAGACAUGUACUGGUUGCAUCAUUACCUCCGCAGCCAGUCGUCCUAUUAUAACUACCUGCCGUUCUACGAGGAGGAGGGCCCCCCUUACCCUUACAUCCCGGCUGAGUUCUCUAAUCCAGAGCCCAUCCCCGAGUCCGUUUCCCGGGAGUGCCCCCAGGAGUGCGAAUGCCCCCCCAACUUCUCCACGGCGUUGUACUGCGACAGCCGCAGCCUGAGGUACCUCCCCUUUGUGCCUUCCAGGAUGAAGUACGCCUACUUCCAGAACAACCAAAUCACCGCUGUCCAAGAGGGGGCCUUCGACAACGCCACCACGCUGGAAUGGAUCGCAUUGCACGGCAACCAGAUAACCAGCGAGAAGAUGGGCAAGAGGAUCUUUGCCAAGCUCAAGCACCUGGAGAGGCUGUAUCUGGAUAACAACAACCUAACCAAGAUGCCCAGCUUCCUGCCCAGGUCCCUGAGAGAGCUCCACCUGUCUUACAAUCAGAUCACCAGGAUCCCAGCCAAUGCUCUGGAGGGCUUGGAGAACCUCACUGCCCUGUACCUCAGCCACAACGAGAUCCAUGAUAUAGCAGCAUCUCUCAAAGGGUUGAAGUCCUUGAUCCUUGUUGACCUGAGCUACAAUCACCUCAGGAAGGUCCCUGAUGGCCUGCCAAGCUCUCUGGAGCAGCUGUACCUAGAGCACAACUACAUCCACAGCAUCCCUGAUGAGUAUUUCAAGGUGGCCCCCAAGCUGCUUUACAUCAGGCUGUCCCACAACAGCUUGACCAGUGACGGGCUCUCCUCCAACACCUUCAACACCAGCAGCAUCCUAGAGCUGGAUCUGUCCUACAACAAGCUCCAGAAGAUCCCCCGGGUUAGCACCCACCUCGAGAACCUCUACCUCCAAGGGAACCAAAUCAAUGAAUUCUCCAUCAACAGCUUCUGCACCGUCGUCGACGUCAUGAACUUUUCCAGGCUCCAGGUCUUGCGGCUGGAGGGGAACGAGCUGCAACGCAACGCAGUGCCCCCCGAUGCUCCCCUCUGCCUGAGGCAUGCUAAUGUCAUUGAGAUUUAACCCCGUGCUCGCCCCCUGGUCCUCCAGGCACCCAUGCCAGCUGGCCAGGCUGGGGGAGGCCUUCACGCUCAUUUUAACGCAGCUUGAUUUGAUUUCUGCAAUAGCGUAAUAUGGCUGCACAAUAGCAGCCGACAUGCAGGGUUCCCUGCUGAAGUAGGAGGAAGGUUUCAUUAGCUCCUCCCACUAGCUGCUAACCCCUUUUGGCCUAUCAGGUCAGUCCAGUAUGGGGGCAAGUCUCUGCUUUGUCCUAUAAAACCCCUCCCAUUCCCUUUCUCUCUAGGCAGCCAAUCAGUUCUCUCGAUCAUUCCCCACCCUUGUCUUGCUGCAUGUGGGUCUGCACGGCUCCCACCAUCGUGGGUGGGUUGCCUAGAGGGAACUCAAAGGGACUCAGAUAAACUGCAUUGGAUUUGAAAGUUUGACGCCACCUGGGGUGUUUUGGGGGUGCUUAUUCCGGGUCGGAGGAACCGUAGCUAAGGGAUCCGAGACAGGGGGAGGAGAGGAAUUCACAUUUUUAAAAGGUGGAAAAACAGAGCAGGACAUGGGCCUGGGUGAGGGUCAUUUGAGGAGGAAAGGUGCAGAGAGAGGAAGGGCGAGAGGGAAAUUCUAAUGGAAAAAUAGCUAUAAUCCACGGGUCAGAACUUCACCAGGUGUAAAUAGGUGUAGUGACACGGACGCCAAUAAAAUGAUGCUGAUUCACACCCGUGUACCUCCUGCAUUUAUAGGUCUCUGACCUGAGACUGCUGCGCUUCCAGGGGACUAGCCGCUGAACAUUCGCCGCAGGCGUCUGUGCAGCUAGCACCAUGUAGGAGCUGGUUUAUAAUGGGGAACUAGGGGGGAGUGAGCAGGAAUUUGUGUGGUUCAAAGGUUUGCAGGCUCGUUUUUCAAGGCCCAUGCUUAGCUUCCCUCCUCAGGAUGUGGGCCAACCUGGAGAGCCUACUGGGUGAUGCAGUUUCACCCUCGAGGUGCAAUUGGACAGUAGGAUGUUUCAAACUGAACAGGUUAAAAAAAAAGCCCAGUUCCCAUUUAUCCUACCGCCCUUUUGAACUGCAAGAGCAUGGCACAGUGGCUUUGACAUGAGCGCAAUUACCUUUAGUGCCAGCAAGGCUGCAUGCUGUGGGUUUUGAAACCUGCUGGACCAGGAGCCAGGGUGUCAAAUCUAGAACAACUCCACAGGAUAAACUAGAAGGGUGAUAAACCCUCUUGCUUUUAGGUACAAGCCAACCAGUAACUGCCGGAGUUAGGGUGAAACUACAGACUGAAACUCUUUAGUCUAGCACACUCUCUGCUCCGGCAACAUCCGUGGCCCAGCAUGACUGUAGUUAGCCUUGAAUCCACAUAUCAGGGUGGGGCCAAGUUUCCUGAAGUCCCAUAAAGUUUGUACAGCCACCAGACCUGGCUCUCAGUGUUCUGUGCUGUUCUUUAGCUCUAAUGGCUCCUCAGAGCCCAGUAAACAGUGGAAGUGUUGGUAAUGCUGCUAGACCAGGGCUAAGCAACCUGCCUCACACUUUGAUCUAGCCCGUGAAUGGCAUCUGGCUACUUUCUAGUCAUACCCUGCUUCCUGUGCCACUGAAUUUCCCAGCAGUGGCUCAGCCAGCAGGAUCCUAUUGAAACGAAUCACGGCUCCCAGUCACAGCACUACCGCAAGCAGGGGCCAGAGCUGUGAGCUCUUUAAAUAGCUGCAGCAACCCCAGGCAACACGAUAGCAGCAAAGCCAGGCGCCCUUUACUGAGUUUUUAAUUCAAAGCCUUUGGUCCCAGCCAAGUCGGGGAGAGGAGGGAGGCUAAUCCUCAGCCCCGCCUCUUCCACCCCAGGUCCCGCCCCUUUCAGGGGUGGAGGCAAUCUGUGAACAACAAACCAAAAUUCAUUAAGUGCCCCCCCUGUGAAAAUUAUUGCCCACCCCUGUGCUAGACAAUAAUGAUCUCCUAUAGUCUAGCAGCAGUCGGGCCCCAAGAGUGCUGGCUUGGAGAGGUUCAACCUGUACGGAUAAGGGAAAUGCAUCCAAGAAUUCUCCAGGAAGGAAUUUCUUUAAUAUUGCUCUGGAGCAGCUGGUACUGGUCAUUAUCAGAGACCAGAUACCAGAUGGCUGGACUCCUGGUUUCUCAUUUAUCCCUAUAGCAUUUACAGAGUGCCUGGAAGUCAGUGAGGGGUGGUUCUGGAUUUCUGCCAGAGAUCCAAAUGUAACCUCUCCUCUUUGAAUUCACUCUUAACUCAUAGACACAAACAGCCUUGGUGGGAAAAGUCAGAGCAACAUAUGGGGCAGCCACGUGAAGCAUUUACCAGGCAGCAGCAGCUUUAUGGGUGUAUGGGGGGUUCUUUUGUCCCUGGCCUAUCGGCCAGCCAUGCCGAAGGGUCUACAGCACAGGGGCAGGGCGACAUGAAGUGGUCUCGAUGGGGUAUGUCUCAACUACAAGCCUCUUUCGAAAGCGAUCAUCUAGACAGCCACAAGACUUUCGAAAAAGUGAUUCACUUUUUCUAAAGA
Pelodiscus sinensis (Chinese soft-shelled turtle) is the source of this 3941-nucleotide messenger RNA. RefSeq names its product fibromodulin (gene FMOD). NCBI's taxonomy places the organism in Eukaryota, Metazoa, Chordata, Testudines, Trionychidae. The record is from RefSeq and is a predicted model, not a curated record. Gene Ontology annotation, molecular function: protein binding.